Molecule: messenger RNA, 420 nt
Organism: Nezara viridula (southern green stink bug)
Lineage: Eukaryota; Metazoa; Arthropoda; Insecta; Hemiptera; Pentatomidae
Source: the annotation of a GenBank genome assembly
AUGUUAAUGGCCGCCGUGUUACAGGAAGCGUGCCGAAUAGAUCCAACCUUCCUGAGGGACUACGGUAACUGGGUCGGGCUUAGUUACCGCCAGCUGUCGAUAAAUCAUUUGUACCAGAUAUCGACUGUCCAUUCGUUAGCAGCGGCCUCUAGUUCCCAACCUUUGUUAGAACUACCAACAUCGGUGGGGAUCCAAGUAAUAGCACCGCCCAGGAUAGAAGUAAAUGGCCUACCUUCCCAGGAGACCAAUCCAAAAGUAAAGCGUAAUCCUUCGUCUUCUUCCAGGACUCUUCUGCCUUGGGAAGCAAGUCCACGGGGAGUCUCCAACUCUUGUUUAAACGUUUCCUAUUCAUUCUUUAUCAAGAGAAUCCCUGAGGAGAUAAUUAAACUGCCAAUCACCCAGUUAACAAGAUACAGUUAA